This is a messenger RNA of Plectropomus leopardus (leopard coralgrouper), 1338 nucleotides long. It is a transcript of the gene anks4b, whose product is annotated as ankyrin repeat and sterile alpha motif domain containing 4B. Gene Ontology annotation, molecular function: protein binding. NCBI's taxonomy places the organism in Eukaryota, Metazoa, Chordata, Actinopteri, Perciformes, Serranidae. The record is from RefSeq and is a predicted model, not a curated record.
AUGUCUAGGUACCACAAAGCAGCGAUUGACGGAUACUUGGAGCUCUUGAAGGAGGCCACGAGGAAUGACUUGAACGCUGCAGAUGAAGAUGGCAUGACUCCCACAUUACUGGCUGCUUUCCAUGGACAUGUCGAUGCUCUUCAGCUCAUAUGCAGCAGAAAAGGAGACCCCAACAAGAGUGACAUCUGGGGAAACACGCCGCUGCACCACGCCGCGGCUAACGGCCACAUGCACAUCCUCAGCUUCCUGGUCAACUUUGGUGCCAACCUCUUUGCACUGGACAAUGAAUUCCACACGGCUAUGGACAUCGCCGCUUCUCGAGACCGCAUGGACUGCGUGCGGUUCCUUGACGCUGCUGCCUCACAGCAGACCAACCAAAAUCCCAAGAAGGUUGCCAACCUAAAGAAGGAGGCUGUCAAAGACGCGGAGAAGCGUGUGAAACUCUGUGAGAAGGUAAAGAAGAAACACCAGAGCAAGAUGGAUAAAAUGCACCGUGGAGGGUCCUUUUCAGAGGCCAGUGUGGCAUCAGUGCUAUCAGACAGUGGCAACCCUUUCAGUGUCAACGAACAGUUCUCCAAGCUUAUUGCUGCUGAUAAACCUGGCUCCCUUACAGCCACGCUGCGGAAGAAGCUCGGGAAGAAAGAUAAAGGUACGCUGCAGAGACCAGGAGGGGACGGGAACAUUAUCUUCCUCAAACAGGAGAGUGUUGCAUCUGAAAAGCCAGAGUUUCUGGAUGUCUUCAAUGAGCAGGAUGAGAACGUGUCAGACGAAGACGGAACAGCUGGCUUCCAAGAUUAUGACGAUGACGAACCAGGCCACGUCAAGCAGUCCAUCUUCAACCGGCCCGGCCUCGGAGGUCUGAUUUUCAUGAAGAAGAUGGGCCUAGAGUCAGAGGACAUCCCCAGCGGUACCAACGAAAGCCUCGGCUACCUCGUUCAGAACGACUUGUUUGAGGCGGAGGAAGAUGCUGCCGGCUUCGAGGGGAAUGGUGACGCCGAUCUGCCCUGGGAACAGGAGGAUCUGGGACUGGAUGAUGAUGAGGAUGAGGAAACCUCUCCUUUGGAUGCAUUCUUGUCUGCCAUCUCCUUGCCGGAGUUUGCCCUUGCAUUCAGCAGGGAGCACCUCGACCUGGAGGCACUGAUGCUCUGCUCCGAUGAAGACCUGAAAGGGAUUCGCAUCCAGCUUGGACCCAGGAAGAAGAUCCUGGAAGCUGUUGCUCGCAGAAAGAACGCACUAGAGAUCCCCGGCACCAUAAAGGACAGCUGCUUGUGAUCUGAAAAAUACCAUGAACAGUGAUUUACAAUCCUCUUCACACAACAGUUGAGUGCUGGUAUAGAG